AUGCUACCUAAUUUAAUUAAACCGGACAUAAAACCAAGAUCAUAUUCACUUAAUGUAGAUUAAUAUGGAAUAAAGUAAAAAGCAAAGAGAAAUACUUCGCACUACUCUUAUAAAAUUGUAGAAAAACUUCACUCUUAGCCUUCAUCAUAUUGGUAAAUAAAAAUAGUUCCUUAAAAAGAAAAAUUAGGUUCAUUAAUAAUAAUAAUUGGAAAUGUAGAGGCUUUUUUAAAAGAGAUAGCUUCUAAUCAUAAAUAUUAAUAAUUUCUAAAGUUCAAAGAUUUUCUCAAUGAAAAAUAGGUUACUUAAUUUUUUAAUUACAUGUCAAAUUUUCUUAUAAAUUUAUAGAGCUCAUUAUUUGAACAUCAUUAUUGUACUUUCUAAUUAAAUCAAAAAGUAGUUGAUAUUGAAACUGCUGACAGUAAAACAGUUUAUGAAGUAAUUACAGAAUUUUUGCAUCGAAAUUAAUAACAUCCUGAAAAUCUAUACAUAUAUGGAGGAGAUUUUUAAUUAGUACAUAAAUCAGGAUUUCGAUAAAUUAUAUAUAUUUCUGGAUAAAGGAUAGAAAAAUAAAUCAACAAAGAUAUUAAAAUCAAUGAUAAAGUAUUUCGAUUUAGAACUUAAAUAUAAAGUUAAUUGAAUGAUACUAACUCAGAUGAUAUUCUAAUUGAUCAUAAACUUUAUUAAAUUGGUAUGCAUAAGAAAAACAAAGAGAUUAAAUAAUAUUUAUAAUAAUAGAAUAUUGAGAAAAGAGAGUUUAAUAAAUAAAGUAUGACUCAUUAUAUUUUAUCUAGGUAAAUCUAAGGAAUUACAAAUAAAAAAGAUUAGUAGUGCUUAAAAGGAAAAAAAAGUAGAUUUAGCUUAAGAAUUACCAUAAAUUUGUGAUUAAAUUUUUGAAAAAUUUAAAAGAUUAUUUUAAAUAGAAUAUGUAAAUGUAGAUAGAGAUGUAUUUUCAUAAUUUUUAUUGCUUUGUGAGUUAAGUAUAUAUUAUUCAAAAAAUUUAACAUUAUAAUAAUAAAUAGUAAGAUUGAAUGAAGACAAUGAGAAAUUUAAAUUACUAGUUAAUAAUGUACUUUAUUUUGAAUUCAAGAUAUUAAAGAGUAUGAAUCUAAAUUUAUAAAAACUAUAAAAUAGUGUAACACAAGCAUUAUUGAAAUUUAUAAAUCAAGAUACAAAAUGUUAAGAAGUAAUUAACAAAAUUUACUGGAAUGCAUUUUUGAGAUUUAAGACAUUUUACAUAGAUUAAAAUUGGACAACCAGCGAUUUUCGUUACUUUUUAUUACUUCUUAAUGAAGAAUCACCAUUAACUUUAUAGACCUAUUUGUAACUUCCACUUAGAGAAUUAUCAAAGACAAUUUUCUCACUAAAUGAAGACUUGCUCUAAUAGAUAGUGUGGUAAAUAUUAUUUACUAAAUAAUUAUGA
Paramecium sonneborni is the source of this 1420-nucleotide messenger RNA. The record is from the annotation of a GenBank genome assembly. Lineage: Eukaryota; Ciliophora; Oligohymenophorea; Peniculida; Parameciidae.